AUGGAUGCUUCGUCCUCCUCCAGUCAACCCGAAUUCGACUACUUGUUCAAGCUUCUCUUGAUUGGGGAUUCUGGCGUUGGCAAAAGCACCCUGCUUUUGAGCUUCACCUCCGAUACUUUCGAGGAUCUUUCUCCCACCAUUGGUGUAGACUUCAAAGUUAAAUAUGUUACAAUUGGAGGAAAAAAGUUAAAACUUGCUAUUUGGGACACAGCUGGACAGGAAAGGUUUAGAACACUUACUAGUUCAUAUUAUAGAGGUGCUCAAGGAAUAAUUAUGGUAUAUGAUGUUACACGGCGAGAAACUUUUACAAAUCUAUCUGAUAUAUGGGCUAAAGAAAUUGACCUUUACUCAACAAAUCAAGAUUGCAUCAAGAUGCUUGUAGGAAACAAGGUUGAUAAGGAAAGUGAAAGAGUUGUCACCAAAAAGGAAGGGGUAAACUUUGCAAGGGAAUAUGGAUGUCUGUUUACUGAAUGCAGUGCAAAAACCAGAGUCAAUGUUGCACAGUGUUUUGAUGAACUUGUAAUGAAGAUUCUGGAGACACCAAGUCUUUUGGCUGAGGGCUCAUCUGGUGUAAAAAAGAACAUCUUCAAGCAGAAAGCACCACAGUCUGAUGCAUCAAGUGGUGGCUGCUGCUCAUGA
Messenger RNA from Sphenostylis stenocarpa, 639 nucleotides. Lineage: Eukaryota; Viridiplantae; Streptophyta; Magnoliopsida; Fabales; Fabaceae. The record is from the annotation of a GenBank genome assembly.